AUGUGGCGGGGAGUCCCGGGCUGCCUACAGGAUCUUGUGCGGUGGCAGGUGGCGCUCUGGUCCCACAGCUUUGUCCGGACUUGGGGUAGCUGUGGGAAGGCGAUGACUGAGGCACUCUCUGCGCAAGCCGAGGCAGCGGGCGGGCUGAAGGCUUUGGUUCAGCAAAAUGGAGAUGCUGGUAGUGACACGAGCGCAGUGCCACUGCUGGAGCGCCUGGAGCCGGCGGCGGUAGGGAAACAGAUCCCGGAGGGCGGGGAGCAGGGCCAGGGAGGCGAAGAGCAGCUCCCUGGCAGCGGGGAGCAGGCCCCAGCUCCAGUCGCCGACUCAAGCAAGAGGAAAAAGCGGAGGGGCGCCACUGGGGAGCGGGUCGUGCCGCCCCCGAAGAAACGGCGGACUGGGGUGAGCUUUAGCGAUGAGCACUUUGCAGAGACUACCUACUACUUCGAGGGCGGCCUGCGCAAGGUGCGGCCCUAUUACUUUGACUUCCAGACUUACUGUAAAGGUCGCUGGGUGGGCCGCAGCUUGUUGCACGUCUUCAGCACCGAGUUCCGAUCCCAGCCACUGGCUUACUACGAGGCCGCUGUCCGAGCAGGACGCCUGCAUCUCAACGAGGAACCAGUCCAGGACCUCAGCAUCGUGCUCAAGGACAAUGAUUUCUUGCGGAACACAGUACACAGACAUGAGCCACCAGUCACAGCAGAGCCCAUCCGCCUGCUAGCCGAGAACAAUGACGUGGUUGUUAUAGACAAGCCGUCCUCCAUUCCUGUGCACCCCUGUGGCCGCUUCAGACACAACACGGUCAUCUUCAUCCUAGGCAAGGAGCAUCAGCUAAAGGAGCUCCACCCAUUGCAUCGGCUCGACCGCCUCACCUCAGGAGUGCUCAUGUUUGCCAAGACAGCUGCCGUCUCCGAGAAGAUCCACGAGCAGGUUCGGGAUCGGCAGCUGGAGAAGGAGUAUGUGUGCCGGGUUGCAGGGGAGUUCCCUGACAAGGAGGUAAUUUGUAAGGAACCCAUCUUAGUGGUGUCUUACAAGGUAGGAGUGUGCCGUGUGGAUCCCCGGGGCAAGCCUUGUGAGACCGUGUUCCAGAGGCUGAGCUACAAUGGCCGCUCCAGUGUGGUACAGUGCCGACCACUUACAGGUCGUACUCACCAGAUCCGCGUCCACCUCCAGUUCCUGGGCCACCCCAUUCUCAAUGACCCCAUCUACAAUUCAACUGCCUGGGGUCCUUCUCGAGGCCAGGGAGGCCACAUUCCAAAGACGGACGAGGAACUGCUCCGAGACCUGGUUGCAGAACAUCAGGCCAAAGAAAGCCUGAGUAUGCUAGAUCUCUGUGAGGGUGACCUGGCCCCAGGGCUCAUAGACUCGACAGCUCCCUCUUCAGACAGCCUGGAAGGGUUGGCUACAGCAGCCCAGAAGAUAGAUGGAGUAGCUGAGGCAGCCUCUCAGCAUCUGGACACACCAGAGAAGGCAGCUAAAGCAGAUGUGAAUCAAGAAACAGACCCGCUCUGUGCCGAGUGCCGGGUGUUGCGACAGGACCCCUUGCCCCAGGAUCUUGUCAUGUUCCUGCAUGCCCUCCGCUAUAAAGGCCCGGACUUUGAGUACAUCUCACCCAUCCCAGCCUGGGCACAGGAUGACUGGCAAGAAGACUGAGGGAUGUGGCCAUUGGAAGAAUGGCAUCUCGGGUUGGAACAAGGAUGGACCUUGAGGCAGGGACUGCUCCCAUUGCUUGAUACUCAGGGUUUGGCGAAGAGCGAGGUUCCACUGUAAGGAACCUGUUUGUUCUUGCUGCCUACCUCCUUCCUUCUGGCUUGUUUGGGGUCACAGAUCUGUACAGAUAUCAUUUUUUUUUAACAUCUUAUAUGUCCAUUUUUAUUGGUUUCUUACACUCCAUCCCCUCUUCCCCAGUGCUUAGGAUAAAAUGUAGGUCCGUUAGAAGGCAAGUGCUGCACAGCUGAGCUCCAUCUGAGUUUCGCUAGCUCAGGCCGAUCUUGAACCCUGAAUCCUCCUGCUCUGCCAUACAAGGCAUGAAGCACCAUGCCUUCCUUUUUUUAAAAAAUGAGAUAAAAUUCAUAGAGCAUAAAACCACUUUAAGAUAAACACUGUUGGUAUUUAUUAUGUUUACAGACUUGAACAACCUUAUCUCAAGAUUUCUCAUUUCUCAUUCCUUUUUGUUGUUGUUUGGUUUUCCGAGACAGGGUUUCUCUGUGUAGCCCUGGCUGUCCUGGAGCUCACUCUGUAGAUCAGGCUGGCCUCGAACUCAGAAAUCCACCUGCCUCUGCCUCCUGAGUGCUGGGAUCACAGGCGUGCGCCACCACCACCUGGCAUAUUUCUCAUUCCUAAAGGGAAUCUGUACCUGUUAAGCACAUUCUUCUCUAUCUCUCUUAACUCCUGGUAAACUGUUUAUUCUUUAUUCCACAGGAAUGGACUCAGACAAUCUGUGUCCUUUUCUUUUUUCUUUUCUUUGUUGUUGUUGUUGUUGUUGUAUGUUUGUUUCUCUGUUCUUGCUCUGUAGACCAGACUGGUCUUGAACUCACAGAGAUCCAUCUGCCUCUGUUUUAAGACUUAUUUAUUUAUUAUAUGUAAGUACACUGUAGCUGUCUUCAGAUACCAGAAGAACUAUGUGGGUGCCAGGAUUUGAACUCAUGACCUUUGAAAGAGCAGUCAGUGCUCUUACCCGCUGAAUCAUUUAUCUCUCCAGCCUUAGCUCUGUCUCCUGAGUGCUGGGAUUCAAGGAGUGUGCUACUACCCCCAGCCACUUAACACUUAUUUUUUUCUGUUUUUUUUUUUUUUUGUUGUUGUUGUUGUUUUUGAUUUUGGUUUUUUCAAGACAGGGUUUCUCUGUAUAGCCCUGGCUGUCCUGGAACUCACUCUGUAGACCGGUCUGGCGUCGAACUCAGAAAUCUGCCUGUCUCAUUUUACAGGCAGAUUUACAGAUUACAGGCGUGCGCCACCACCGCCUGGCUCACUUAUUCUUUUCGGUGUGUUCUAAUCAUAUUUCUCCUAGUACAUGUAAAGUAAUCUCUCAAAGUAGAAUAUACUCUUUUUGUUGUGUUGUUUA
Apodemus sylvaticus (European woodmouse) is the source of this 3058-nucleotide messenger RNA. It is a transcript of the gene Rpusd2, whose product is annotated as RNA pseudouridine synthase domain containing 2. The coding region runs from base 1 to 1650 and encodes 549 amino acids. The record is from RefSeq and is a predicted model, not a curated record. The transcript has 3 exons. Gene Ontology annotation, biological process: pseudouridine synthesis. Gene Ontology annotation, molecular function: pseudouridine synthase activity; RNA binding. NCBI's taxonomy places the organism in Eukaryota, Metazoa, Chordata, Mammalia, Rodentia, Muridae.